Molecule: messenger RNA, 1067 nt
Organism: Phyllotreta striolata
Lineage: Eukaryota; Metazoa; Arthropoda; Insecta; Coleoptera; Chrysomelidae
Source: the annotation of a GenBank genome assembly
GCAAACGUCAAAUAUAAACCAUAUGAUAACCGGGCGAUAUUCGGAAAUAAACAUGAGUUUCUCGAAAAGAAAAUAAGAUAACCAAGUAAGUGAAAGGAAAAUGGAAAUUCCCAGUUAACUCGGAAUCGUUUAGAAAAUGCUUUCCAAACCGUCAACGAUUUUAUCAGUUUUUACGAGGACUUUUCAACAGUGUUAUCGAAGCCCUUUAUCGUGGAACAAUUACACUUUAUUAAAAUGCAACAACAAAUUGACCCGUUUCGAUUGCGAAAGGUUCUACGAUUGCAAACAAAAAAACAAAACCAUCACCAGGGAAUUUAAGAACAUCAUAGAGAAUCGCAGGGAGAAAUUGAAAGAGAGCGAACGAAAAUUCAAAGCGAAAGGCACGUUCAUUUUGCAAGAUAUCAGAGAAACCAGGGACAAAGUAAAGGGGAAAGUAGAAGAAAUCGUAGAACGAGAAAAUGUCUAUACAAUACCGAAUUUCUUAUGCGUAGCCCGGAUGGCUCUAUCGCCCUAUUUGGGCUAUUUAAUCACCCAAUGCCAGUUCGACGGCGCCCUGGCGGUUCUGGGCGUAGCAGCAGUCACCGAUUUGUUAGACGGCUGGAUAGCCAGAACGUGGAAGGGCCAAUCUUCGAAAAUGGGCAGCUUCCUGGAUCCCAUGGCCGAUAAAAUACUAGUAGGCACUUUGUUCCUUUCGUUGACUUACGUGGAUCUGAUACCGCUCGUUCUAACAUGUCUGAUAAUCCUCAGGGACGUCGCGCUCGUCGCCUCCGGAUUCAUCAUCAGAUACCUUUCCCUGCCUCCUCCUAGGACUUUGAGCAGAUAUUUCGACGUCACGCACGCCACUGUCCAAUUGGCGCCGACUUUUAUUAGUAAAAUCAACACGGCCGUGCAAUUGUUGUUGGUGGGGUCCACGCUGGGAGCUCCGGUUUUGAAUUACGUGGGACACCCGGCUUUAGAAUGUUUGUGGUACGUCACUGCCACGACUACAGUGGCGUCCGCUGUGAGCUACGUUCUCUCGAAGAAUACUUAUAAAAUAUUGAAAAAGACCAAAUGAUUUCGGUUUAAAA